AUAAUAUUUGGCUAGAUUCUUUGGCUCUCACUCGGGUUUCUGUUAUGACCGUUAAUGAAUUUGAGCGGGAAGAUCAUGCCGACGCAUUGAGACUUUUUGUCAACGCUAUAAAAACAAACCCAAUCUCACCAUUUUCUUGAAAGCUCUCUCUGUCUCUCUCCUCGUUUAUUUAGACUUUGCAAUUCUUGUGCUCCUCUUCUCUACGUUUUGAACAACUCCUUUGGCUUUCGCGAUUCAUACAACUUCUCACCGAUAUAGAAGAAGAGAUGAGUUCGCGUGAUAAACCCAAGACUUUCGCAGAAGUAAGAGAAGAGAUAUGUAAGAGAAGAGAAGAGAUGAUUUCGCGUGAUAACCAAAAAAAAACCAAGACUGUCGCACAAGUAAGAGAAGAGAAAGGUAAGAGAAGGGAAGAGAUGAUUUCGCGUUAUAACCAAAAAAAGGCCAAGACUGUCGCACAAGUAAAAGAAGGGAAAGGUAAGAGAAGAGAAGAGAUGAUUUCGCGUGAUAACCGAACAAAACCCAAGACUGUCGCACAAGUAAGAGAUGCGAAAAGGAAGAGAACCUUCGAUCACGUCCCCAGAGGAACAAGGGAACCUCACGCAUACCUUCGCAAUGAUCCAGCGCCUCAAGUUGCUUCUGUCCCCAAGAGUGUCCCAGAAGAGAAAGAUGUGAUAUUGGAUAGAAUCUUGAGUAACGUCCCCAGAAGAAAAAAGACUACUUCUUACGAAUUCGUCCCACCAAAACACCCACAAGAACCGCAAUGGCUUCUCCAGGUUAUGAGUCGCAUGAACGGCGCUGGUGAUCCGAAGCUAAUCAUAGAGAAGAAUCUGGACUCGAACGAUGUUGAUCCACGUCAAAACCGACUCUCAAUCCCUAUCAAUACCGUAAUCCAAAACGAUUUCUUGACGCUUGACGAGUCAAGGUUGAUUGAUGAAGACGAAAUCACUAACGAAGGGAAUAUGGGUGUUGCAGCGUUUCUUGUUGAUCAGCGAACUAAGAAGUGGAACAUGGGUUUUAAACAAUGGUUUAUGACGACUGAUUCAGGGAGCAGUUACUGGAGUUUUGUGUUGCGAGGUGAAUGGAGCAACGUCGUUGAGACUAAUGGACUGAAAGAAGGCGACAAAAUCAGCCUUUGGUCUUUCAGGUCCAACGAUAUCCUCUGUUUUGCCCUUGUUCCUCCAACGAGCUCUGUUGUUGAGUCUUUAGAUAAGUGAAAAGAAGGGUUUUUUGGGAGUAUUAGGGUUUUAUUGUGAUAAAGAUGUUGCUAGGGUUUUGGUACAGAAAUUGGAUCUUAAUCUUGUUGGGGUUUCUCUUCCAUUAGUAUACUUUUGACAUGACUCUGGUUUUGUUGCUUGAUGUACAAGCACACAUAUCAAGUUCAAUUGCUAGUGACUUUUAGGCCUACUUUAGUUACUGCAUUGGUAAUAUCUGUGAUUUACUAUGAUACAAAAAGUUUAUAACUGUGGGACGAAAUUGG
Arabidopsis thaliana (thale cress) is the source of this 1477-nucleotide messenger RNA. RefSeq names its product B3 domain protein (DUF313). The coding region runs from base 267 to 1214 and encodes 315 amino acids. NCBI's taxonomy places the organism in Eukaryota, Viridiplantae, Streptophyta, Magnoliopsida, Brassicales, Brassicaceae. Gene Ontology annotation, molecular function: DNA binding. Gene Ontology annotation, cellular component: nucleus. The transcript has a single exon. The record is from RefSeq and is marked reviewed.